Molecule: messenger RNA, 3035 nt
Organism: Psylliodes chrysocephalus
Lineage: Eukaryota; Metazoa; Arthropoda; Insecta; Coleoptera; Chrysomelidae
Source: the annotation of a GenBank genome assembly
AUGCCUAUUGAUAAUGGUAAACCUACAUUGUCUGGAGUACUAUUAGUUUUUUACGACUUGGAAAGUACUCAAGAAACACUUAUGCCGGACGGCUCAUUUCUACAUAUACCUAAUUUGUGUGUGUACCAACAACAUUGUGAGUACUGUAUAGAUACUGAUAUAAGAAUAUGUAUUUGUGGUAUUAGACAGCAAGUUUUAAAAAUUGACCCAGUGUCACGAUUUAUGGAGUAUAUAAUGAACCAGAGACAACAGUUUAAAAAAAUAUUCGUGAUUGGGCACGCUGGUGGACUCUACGAUAACCAGUUUAUGCUUAGUUAUAUUCUAACUUCUACUGACCUUAAACCAGAACUUAUUACCCGAGGAACAAAAUUACUUUUAAUGAGUGUGGGAAAUGUUAAGUUUAUUGACUCUCUUAACUAUUUUCCAAUGCCUUUGUCAAAAUUACCUAAAGCUUUUGGGCUCAAAGAUGUAAAAAAGGGUUAUUUUCCCCAUUUAUUUAAUAAAAAAGAAAACUGGAAUUAUAUAGGUCCUUUACCAGCUCUGGAAUAUUAUGAUCCUGAUAAUUUAAAGUACACUCCCACCCUCGAUGAAAAUACUGAUAGUAGACAACAGCUUGUGGAUUGGCAUAAAGAAAAUAAAAAUUACGUCUUUGAUUUCCAAAAGGAAAUCAUAGCAUACUGUAUAUCUGACGUAGAUAUUUUAAGCCGUGCAUGUUUAAAAUUCAGAGAAAUGAUUAUUAAAGAGGGACGAGUAGACCCUUUUACUGAAGCUAUUACACUUCCAGGGGCGUGUAAUAAAAUAUUCCGUAGGAAUUUUCUAAAACCCAAUAUGAUCGGACUUGUGCCUAAAAAUGGCUAUAGAUACCGAGACAAACAGUCUAAAAUUGCCGUACAAUGGUUAAUUUGGGAAGGUCAUCAAAGAGGUAUUAACAUUAUUCAUGCAGCAAAUGGAACAGAAGCUGUGCUAGCUGGAGUGAAAGUAGAUGGUUUUUGUAAAGAAACUAAUCAGAUUUUUGAAUUUCAUGGAUGUUAUUUUCAUGGCUGUAUUAAGUGUAUAAAAUACAAACGGGAUGAACCGUUGCAUGAAGACCCAACCUCUACCAUAGAGGCGCGGUAUGAGUCAACUUUAAUGAAAACUCAAAGAUUACUCUCUUUAGGCUACGAAGUAAUAGAAAAAUGGGAAUGUGAUUUUACAAUAACUGAAGAAAUUCUUACAUUUACUGAAAAUCACCCUCUUAUUUCUUUUUUACCUUUAGAACCUCGUGACGCAUUCUAUGGUGGUAGAACUGACGCAACGAAAUUGUAUCACAAAUGUGCAAAAGAAGAGAAAAUAAAAUACGUAGAUGUAUGUUCUCUUUAUCCUUGGGUGAACAAGUAUGGAAAAUAUCCUAUUGGACAUCCACAGGUAUUUGUUGGAGACAAGUGCAAAACACUAGAUUUAUACAAAACUGACGGAUUAAUUAAAUGUAAAAUUUUACCACCGCAGAACCUUUAUCACGCAGUAUUACCUAUUAAAUCAAACAAUAAACUUAUGUUUUCACUUUGUCGGACAUGUUGUGAAAAUAUGUCAAAUGAAUGUGUUCAUAAUCACGAAGAAAGGGUUAUCUCAGGUACUUGGGUGAUAGAUGAAGUUUUAAAAGCUUUAGAAAAAGGCUAUAAAAUGAUUGAAAUAUACGAAAUUUGGAAGUAUGAAACUGUCCAGUACGAUCCUAAUACUAAAACAGGUGGUCUAUUUUCAGAAUAUAUUUCCAAUUUUUUAAAAAUUAAACAACAGGCCUCGGGGUGGCCUGUGGAUUGUAAGUCUAUUGUGGAGAAAGAAAAAUAUAUCACAGAGUAUUUUGACAAGGAAGGAGUUUCUUUAUGUGCUGAUGAAAUUGAAUAUAACCCAGGUCGUAGACAGAUAGGAAAAAGUGUCAUCACAAGUUUCUGGGGAAAAUUAGGACAAAAAGACAAUCAAGAUAAAACCUCAAUAGUCUCAGAUACUGCUGAAUUUUUCGAUAUUUUAUCGAAACCGUUUAUUGAAGUAAAUAGUGUCUUUCCAGUAAAUGAAAAAACUUUAUUAGUUAAUUGGGUGUUUAAAAAUGAGGCAUAUGAUGUUCUCCCCACAGUCAAUGUUGUUUUGGCAGCAUAUACAACGGCUUUAGCGAGGUUGAAGUUGUAUAGUUUCUUGGAAAAGUUAGAUAAAAAAGUUCUUUACCACGAUACAGAUUCCGUCAUAUAUGUUUCUCGACCUGGAGAAUAUGAAGUACCUUUAGGUAGUUUUCUGGGUGAAAUGACCGACGAAUUGGCUGAAUAUGGAGAGGGUAGCUAUAUUACAGACUUUGUCUCUGGUGGCCCAAAAUUAUACGCGUACCGUGUCUAUUCUACAGCAAAAAAUAAAACGCUGGACCUAAUAAAAGUAAAAGGAAUCACCUUAAAUUAUAAUACGAGCGAACUAGUAAACUUUGAAAAACUAAGAGACAUGGUACUUAAUGAAGCCCCUAACGAAUAUAUUUCAACUAAAAAUAUCUUAAGAAAUACUGAUCAUACUGUUGUUACCAAAGAAGUAACAAAGGUCUUUCGUACUAAUUUUACCAAACGAAAACGUAUUGAUAAUUACGAUUCUGUACCUUACGGUUAUAAAAAACAAAAAUUUGAAUCAUUUGCUAAAUAAUUAAAAACUAAAUCUUUUUAAAGUCAUUUUCUUCCUUCGAUUCCUAUCCUUAAGGUCAAAAAGUAAGUAGUUAUGUAAACUAUAGAGAGAUUUUAAAGAGGCAAUAGUUGAAAAAACAAUAAAAAAUACAAAUAUAAAAACAAAAAAACAAAAAAAUAUCAAAAGACCCAUAUAAAAAGGACCCAUGUUUAACUUAACUGAAAAAAGGCAAAUAUAAAAAAUAUUAAUAAAAACAAUAUAAAAGAGGCAAAAUAACAAUAUUAAAAUGUAAGAGACAAUUUAUCGUGACAGAACGUAAAGUUAUUGUUGUCAAAUAAAACCUAUAGAAAUAUUUUUUUAGUUUACAAAACUAUGUUAUUAUGACUGUCCCUAUCUUUCCUGGC